UUCCGAUUGGUCAGUUGCCCUAGGUUUCCCUCAGAACUGCAAGACGCCGAUAUUGCGUUACAUUCUAGCAAAAUGGCGGCUGUCAUUCAGAAUCCACUGAAAGCGUUGGGCGACCAGUUCUAUAAGGACGCCAUUGAGCAGUGCCGCAGCUACAAUGCCCGCCUGUGUGCCGAACGCAGCGUCCGCCUGCCGUUCCUGGACUCUCAGACUGGCGUGGCCCAGAACAACUGCUACAUCUGGAUGGAGCGCCACCACCGAAGCCCUGGUGUUGCAGCGGGGCAGAUGUACACAUACCCCGCUCGCUGCUGGAGGAAGAAGAGGCGGCUCCACAAUACCACGGACCCCCGCCUGGGCAUCUAUGGCCUUCAGCUCGAUGGUGGCCUUAUGUCCAGAGACACUUUGCCCACCCAGGGCACCACACUGGAGGCUCUUCUGCGAGGAGAAGGUCUGGACAAGAGGAACAACUCCAAGAAUGAUGAGGAGAGCCUGCUAGAGAUCCAGAGGGUUCUUGAAGCAGAUGCAGCAGAAGACGCUUUCAAUGACGACGAUGACUACGAGGUGGACACUCCCAAGCGGAGACAUCGAGGAAAGGGAAGAGGCCGGGGUUCAGGCCGCAGGAGGACAGAUCUGGAUGAUGAUAAGCCAUAUGUCUGUGACAACAGAUACAAACAAAAGCAGAAUUCAAAGACUUUGGCCCCAGUCUGUACAAAGCGAUACAGAAACCGCACAGGACUCAGUUACCACUACACUCAUUCCCACCUGGCCGAGGAGGACAGAACCGGGGAGAGAAGCACGGUGGCGUCCCGUUCCCCCACUGCACCACAGACUGACCGGCACAAACGUUCAAAGGUUUCUGGUGGAACCACCAUUCCCAACAACUACUGUAAUAAAUGCCAUGGUGCAAACAGGAAAACGGGUAAAUCUGGGUCUCCCUGCGCAGCCUGCCAAUGCACAACUGGUGGUGGGGAGGAGAAGGAAGACGGCACAUUCGCAGCAGCCGAGGAGCUGUUUGGCACCACCUCAGAGAGCGACACCUCCACCUUUCACGGUUUUGAGGACGACGACCUUGAAGAACCGGCCGCCGCAAAUAGCAACGGGAUAUCCAGCCGCCACAGAUAGACCUGUUAGAUUUCAACUGGCACUUUUUUUCAAAUAUAUAUAUGGAUUACCCUCCGGCAAAAAUCAGCUGCUUCUUUUUCAAUUUUUUGUUCUUGGUUUUGUUUUCAGAAAGCACAAAGUGAGUGUUUCCGGACAGAAAUGCAAGUGGUAUUUUAUCUACUGAACAUUGUUGAAUAAUUUAUGGAGACAAUUUUUUAUAUAUAUUAAUAUAGGGUAUAAACGUACCUUUAAUGCAACAAACUAUCAAUGUUUCCUAAAAAAAAAAAAAAAAAAAAUGUGUAAAACAGAAGAUGCUCUUGGUGUGCUUUUUAAAAAAAAUCUUUUCUUCCCAACGUUGGUAGAAGAAGCAAAAAGCUAUGAACAAAUGCAAACACUGGAGAAAUUAGAGACGGUGAAUUUUUUAAAGUGAUGAGUUUGGUUGGUGAUCGAUUUUCUUUGAAGACGAUACUUGCAAUCGAAGAUCUUCUGGGACUUUGAAGGCGUCUUCUAAGCUCACUCUGGGUUGAAUGUGUGGAAGUGAAGGAAUGAAGGAAAAUUACAAGCCACUGGAAAUAUUGGAAUAUGAAAGUUUUUUUUUUUUUUAUUAUUUUCACGGAGAGGGACAUAAAAAAUUAAAGGAGCAGUGAGCACAUUGCCAUGUUGCCCUGGGAUCAGGGGAUGACCAGUGAAGAAGAGGAUUUAACUCUCAGAAACUAUUGAGCCUCUUCGUCUGUCCUGAUCUGGGCUCAGAACGCGCGACUGAAGCUGCCUUCCAUGAGCAGCGAGGCUUAAUUCAAGCAACUGCUCCCCUGACAUUAUGUACGGAACCCCUUUGAAACAUUUGAAAUGUGAGCAUCCGGCCUCAUUUUCUCCUACCUGCACUGUGCUGGGAGCUCCUGUCUGAACUAUGGGAACACUAAAGGCCAGGCCUUUGGAUGGGUUGUACCCGACCGGCCCAUGGGGGUGACCCUGACCCUCCUGCUCUGUGACCGUGUGUCUGCCCUGAUACAAGAAGACGCCAUCAUCCUGAACACUGUGCUAGCCUGCCGCUCUGCACUGAAAGCCAGCUUUGAUAGCCAUGACUCCUCCAACCUGAUCGGACCAGUGACCCCCACCUGACCCCUCCGCUGACCUGCAGCCAUAGAGCCGGUGCUCAACUUCACCUCUAUUACAUGCAGACCUCUGAACUACGUAAUUCUCUUACUUUGACAGUUUUUCUUUUCCUGAUUUAGUCUGUUUCUGAAGUUGAUCUUAAAUCACAGCAAUCCUUCUCACUGUUUUGCAUGCUUUCUCUGCUGAACUAAGUUUUUCUUCAUUUCUGUCUGUCUGUACUGAUACCUCUGUCUGAUCAGGUGCACAAUACUCACAGCUACUCAGGCAUAUUUUUGUUUCCUGGUGAUUGUUCAGCUUCUUAGCUCAGAUCAGUGAUUGUAUUCGGCUAACGAGGAGAGACAUCAACACCCGCACCUCAAUUUUCCUUUUUUUUUUUUUCCAAAUUUUUAAUAAACACCUGCAAAGGAUUCUGGGAGGCAGCAGUCGGAGGCCACACCUGCAA
Molecule: messenger RNA, 2653 nt
Organism: Poecilia latipinna (sailfin molly)
Lineage: Eukaryota; Metazoa; Chordata; Actinopteri; Cyprinodontiformes; Poeciliidae
Product: zinc finger protein DPF3-like
Exons: 11
Coding region: 73-1119 (348 amino acids)
Cellular component (GO): nucleus
Source: RefSeq, a predicted model, not a curated record